Molecule: messenger RNA, 2130 nt
Organism: Lachancea nothofagi CBS 11611
Lineage: Eukaryota; Fungi; Ascomycota; Saccharomycetes; Saccharomycetales; Saccharomycetaceae
Source: the annotation of a GenBank genome assembly
AUGUCCCAGAACCUUCAGGUCAAACGCAAGCGCACCCGGACGCUGGACGCCGCGGCGCCGCGUAGCGGCGCAGCGUCGCAUGGGGCCGUGCCCCAGGGUAUGUUUCUCGACAACGAUGCCGAUCCUAUCAUUGGGGAAAUGCUGGCACGGCAGUCCGCUCUGCUGCAGGGAAAUCUGAUCGACUCCCACUUUGGCAGCAUGGGUUCCCGUGCGCCGCAGGGAGUACAAGAUUCGGGAUCCGCCACCGCGGUCGCAAACGAGAAUUUUCACGACCACAACGUUAACGAGGAUAACGAGGAAGACGACGAUCUCAUUUUUGUCAAGGAACAGCCUGCCCAACCGCCUCUGCCGCUUGAUCCACAGGCAGAUCACCACUACACCAGCAAGAAAUUCAAAAAACAGAGAACAAUUUCGCUACCGCAACUACCGCAUGCAAAACUUCUUUACGAGGCCGCACAAUACCGGGCUUUGCCUCGCCGUCAAAAUGACGACGAUCUCAUCCAUUUGAGUGGCUCUUCUACCAAGACCAUAGACGGUAAUCGCGCAGUGACCUUGAACGUUGUCAGAAGCGUUUCUCCGCUUACUGCGCAAGACCAAUAUCCCUCCUCUCCCGUGUUUAAACGUAUGGCCACAGCACCCAAGAUAUCCAAACUCGUCUCUGCAGGCAAGAAAAAACUGAAACGCGAGUUUUUCCAAACCGACAAAGAGGGACACUACGUUUAUCGCGAAGACGAUAUUUUUUGUAAUAGUAGAUUCGUUGUCAAAGAGUUGUUGGGUCAAGGCACUUUCGGGAAAGUCGUACAAUGCAUCGAUCAUGCCCCGACCGUGUCCUGCAACUACCAGCGCGAAAGCGAAUUUCACGGUUUUGAGGAAGACCCCUUCGCACAAUCCUUCGAAGAUUCUCACUUCGACCUGGAGUAUCCAACUUCUGAUCGUCCCGCUAGCUCUAACUACCCAAAACUCGUGGCUGUCAAAAUUAUUCGUGCCGUUGAUCGGUAUCGCGAGGCUGCCAAGACUGAGCUACGUGUCUUAAAGGCCAUAUUGGACAACGAUCCGAUGGGACAAUACCAAUGUUUACUAUUACGGGAAUGCUUUGAUUAUAAAAACCACAUUUGUUUGGUCACAGACUUGUUCGGCAAGUCGGUUUAUGACUUCAUGUGUAAUAACGGGUGCCCCCGUUUCCCGGGAUCUCAUGUGCAAGCCAUCUCCAAACAACUCAUCCGGUCUGUAUGUUUUUUGCACGACUUGGGUAUUAUUCAUACCGAUCUUAAGCCCGAGAACGUUUUACUAUGCGACGAAACGUACGUUGGGAAACCGCUGUCACAACAACAAUACUCUACUUUGAGUCCGCGUCGUAAAAGCGCUUGUAACGGAGAACGAAAAUUCUUGACAAAUCCAGAGGUCAAGCUAAUAGAUUUUGGCAGUGCAGUGUUUCACAAUGAGUUUCAUCCUGCAGUUAUCUCCACCCGCCAUUACCGCGCUCCAGAAAUCGUCUUGGGUCUUGGAUGGUCUUUUCCUUGUGAUAUUUGGUCCACUGCUUGUGUGCUGGUAGAAUUGGUUACCGGUGAGUCCUUAUACCCAAUACAUGAAAAUUUAGAACACAUGGCAAUGAUGCAGAGAUUCAACGGCCGGCCAUUUCCUCCCAAGAUAGUUGAAAAUAUGUUCUACAAAGCCGAUCGUAAGUUGGGGAAUAUGUCACCGGAUUUGAAUGCCACGGUUGUAAAGCAUUUCGAUAGAGAAACUUUAGCAUUACAAUGGCCUGAACGGAACUCAAAGGGUGAGAUUUUAACAAAAGAGAGGUCUAUGAAGAGAAUUUUAACAAGCUGUGAUCGUUUGGACAAAUAUAUCCUACAAAAAAUACGACAAGAUUACGGCGAAUGGCUAAUCAUUAAUUGGGACUUGAGCCCCGAGGAUAACUGGGCUCUAUUGGAAUCAAAAUUCGACGAGCAAGUGCUCGAUAGGGAAGUGUUUUUAUUUUGGUAUUGGUUCCUCGACUUAUGCAAAAAAAUGUUCGAGUUUGAUCCCACAAAGAGGAUAACCGCCAGGGAAGCAAUAAAUCACGAAUGGUUUAAUUACGGUAUUUUGGAUGAGGGUAUUGCAAGCUUUGGAAAAGUUAAACAUGCGAAAUAA